Anguilla anguilla (European eel) is the source of this 5153-nucleotide messenger RNA. RefSeq names its product adaptor related protein complex 4 subunit epsilon 1 (gene ap4e1). Gene Ontology annotation, cellular component: AP-4 adaptor complex; membrane coat. Lineage: Eukaryota; Metazoa; Chordata; Actinopteri; Anguilliformes; Anguillidae. Gene Ontology annotation, molecular function: cargo adaptor activity. The transcript has 21 exons. Gene Ontology annotation, biological process: intracellular protein transport; receptor-mediated endocytosis. Bases 175 to 3762 code for a protein of 1195 amino acids. The record is from RefSeq and is a predicted model, not a curated record.
GUCAAAAUGCCGCUUCGGUUUAUUUACUGUAGGAUGUAGCAAUGCUGCUGCUAACCUCCAACUUGUCAUCCUCCUGAUCGCCUUUCUGUGUAAAUAUAUUCCGGAUGUGAUAUAUACAUAUAUAUGAUUUAAACGACAUAUCUUUGAAGCCCGUGUCCUUAUGCGAAAGCUGAAAUGAGUGAUGUUGUUGAGAAGACACUCACUGCUCUUCCAAGUCUUCUGUCGCUGGACCCGCAGCCCGGGGCUGGGAAACUUUCUGCCACUUCGAAAUUGGGAAAUCUAAUCAGAAGCGUAACUGAACUGACUUCCAAGCAUGAGGAAGAGAAACUUAUCAAGAAAGAGUUGUCUGCUCUAAAAGAACAGGUUUCCUCUCCCAACACGACCUUGAGGCAGAUGAAGGAAAUCAUGGUUAGAGCCAUGUAUUGUGAAAUGCUUGGAUACGAGGCAUCCUUCAGCUACAUACACGCCAUCAAGCUGGCACAGCAGGGAAGUGGUCUGGAGAAAAGAGUGGGUUACCUUGCAGUGUCAUUGUUUCUGAAUGAAAGCCACGACCUGCUGCUCCUGCUUGUGAACACAGUGCUGAAGGACUUGCAGAGUACCAACCUCAUAGAGGUGUGCAUGGCCCUGACCGUGGUCAGCCAGAUAUUCCCCAAAGACAUGAUCCCAGCGGUUCUUCCUCUGGUCGAGGACAAGCUCACUCACUCAAAGGAAAUAAUUCGGAGGAAGGCAGUGCUGGCACUGUACAAGUUUUACUUGAUAGCACCCAAUCAGGUGCAACACAUCCACGACAAGUUCCGGAAAGCGCUGUGCGAUAAGGACCCUGGAGUGAUGACUGCAUCUUUACACAUAUACCUCCAAAUGAUAAAGGAGAGCCCUGACAGUUUCAAGGAGCUGACUGCGAGCCUGGUGGCGAUACUGAAACAGGUGGUGGGAGGCAAGCUUCCGGUGGAAUUUAACUACCACAGCGUUCCUGCCCCCUGGCUGCAGAUACAGCUGCUCAGGAUGCUGGCCCUUCUGGGGAAGGAGGACCAGAGUGUCAGUGAGUUGAUGUAUGAGGUCUUGGAUGAAUCUUUAAGAAGAGCAGAAAUCAAUCAUAACAUCACGUAUGCUAUAUUGUAUGAAUGUGUGAAAACCAUCUACACCAUCCAUCCAAAAUCUGAACUGCUGGAGAAGGCAGCCAAGUGCAUCGGGAAGUUUGUGUUGUCACCCAAGAUCAACCUGAAGUACCUUGGUUUAAAAGCUCUGACCUACGUUGUGCAGCAGGACCCUAACCUGGCUCUACAGCACCAGAUGACCAUCAUAGAGUGCCUCGACCAUCCUGACCCCAUUAUUAAGAGAGAGACACUAGAGUUGCUGUAUAGAAUCACGAACGGCCAGAACGUGUCAGUGAUCGUGCAGAAGAUGCUGGAUUUCCUCAGGCAGAGCAAAGACGAGCACACCACCAUUGACCUGGUGGGAAAAGUGGCCGAACUGGCAGAGAAGUAUGCCCCGGACAAUGUGUGGUUCAUCCAGACCAUGAACACUGUGUUUUCCCUGGGAGGGGAUGUCAUGCAAUCAGAGAUACCAAACAGCUUCCUCCGGCUCCUAGCAGAAGGCUUUGACAGUGCAGAAGAGGACACACAGUUGAGGCUGAAUGCUGUGGACUCGUACCUCGCCCUGCUGCAGACGGACACCUCUCUCCUGCCCCAGCGCUUCCUGCAGGUCAUCAGCUGGGUUCUUGGCGAGUUCUCCUUCCUGAAAGUGGGCCUGGAGCCCAGUCUGGUUUUGGCUCAGCUGGCCAGGCUGUUGGAGCAAGGCUGCAUCACCAUGGAGACCAGGAGCUGGAUUCUGGGGGCCAUGUGCAAGCUCUGCGGGGGUGCGGCGUGUGUGGGCGUGGCCGGGGAGGUGGCGGGGCGGUACGGAGGGUCCCUCUGCACCACCAUACGGCAGCAGGCCCUGGAGCUGGGCGUCCUCUGCCAGGAUGAGGCCCUCAGGGACAGGGUGCUUCCCCAAAACGCCAGCUGGGACGGCCUGGAGGUGGACUCUUCCCUGUCCUUCCUGGAUGGGUUUGUGUCAGACGCUUUGGCCCAGGGCGCUGCCCCAUAUAAACCCCCCCAUCAGAGACAAGAGGAGCUCUCGCAGGAGAAAGUGCUGCACUUUGAGCCGUACAGCCUGUCUAUGCCAAUCAGUCUGUCUACCUGCAGCCUGACUGACAGACAGUCUCCCACAGGCUUCUCGCUCAGCUCUGGUCUCUCUGGCAACAGCGCCGAGCUUUCACACAAAGGAGGCUCUGGCUUGCUGAAGAUGGAGGGAGUGCAGCGAGUUUGGGGGAAGGAGGGGUACCUCCCCCAGAAGGAGGCCACUGAGGAGGUCCCUGCGGUGCCGAUCCUUCCCCCUGUGCCUUCCCAACAGCAGGGCGGCGCCGUGAGCGUGCAGGCAGACGUCCCCAGCCACGCACCUGUUGCUGCCCAGGCCUCCGAGCUGGAGCAGGAGAGGCGGCAGCUGGCCUCCUCUCUCUUCGUGGGCCUGGGUCUGCAGAACGAGCCUUGCCUGAUGGGGAAACCCGAUGUGGCCCCGCAGAGGUUCAGGAGGAAGGCCCGAUUGCAGGAGCCAGCAGGGGGCAGCGACAAGCUCUCAGACUCCUCCUACUCCUCUCACAGCACCGUGGACAGCCUGCUGGACUCAAGCCCCGCCCCCCUUGUGGAGGAUGAGCUAAGCGCUGCUGGCCGUUUAGGGGAGGGGUUAACCACUCUUGGCCGCCUAGAGGAUGGGACAAACACUGUCAAUCCCCUCAGAGAGGAGCCAGCUUUUGCUGCUCCUCUAGGACAGCAGCCAGUUACUGCCAGCUCCUUGGGGGAGGGGCCAAACACCACUAGUUCCCUAGGGGAGGGGCCAACCACUGACAGUCUGCCUGGGGAGGGGCCAAGCAUCACUGGUCCUUGGGGGGAGGGGCAAACGGAACCCCCUCUUCUACAGUGCGACCCUGAGGACACGCUGGGCGAUCAGGCCGGGGAUGAAGGCGAGGAUGACCCCCCUGAGGCCAGUGAUGGGGCCGCUGAGCCUGGCAGACAGGCUUCCCCCUGCCUCCCCACAGAGCUGCUUGAGCUGCCCCACUCUGAGCUCCUGAGCCUGGCCUCUGACCACAGCCUGGCUCUCUCAGCCUGGAAGGUUUGCGGACAGGAAGCCCUGGAGCUUCGCCUCCUGAUACGCAACAGCAGUGACUCCUCCCUGCAGGGCGUGUCUGUGCAGCUGACCUCCGAUCAGCUGAAGGUUUUGGACGGUGCGAAUCGGGCGAUCCCCUCGGUUGGUGGCCUUGGCACUGUGACCAGCCAGUACAGCGUAGUCAUGGAGAUGCCCCUGGUCCAAGCCAUGGUGGGUGGGGCGGUGACCUACCGCGGCCAGUCUGAGUCAGCCAAUGAGCUGCAGUUCUCAGUGGGGCUCCCUCUGACUGACUUCCUCAGGCCUUUGCUUCUGAGCACAGAGGAUUAUGGGAAGCUGUGGCUGUCCUUCAGCCACGAUGUGAAACAGAACCUCCAGCUUCUGCCGGACAAAGAGGACCCGUUCUCAGCCACGCUGAACGUCCUGAAGGAAGAACUACGGCUCCACCUUGUGGAAAUCAUAGGCACUGAGGGCAUCAUGGCAUGCCAGCUCCUCCCAGGGCACCCCUGCCUGCUGCACUGCCACGCCCACACGGGCACCCUGACGGUGUGGCUGCGUUCAUCCGUCCCGGACCUGCCCGACUGCCUGCUGUACCACUGCCAGAGGGUGCUGCAGGAGAGGUGAGGGCCUGCCAGCGACGUCACGGUAACCACGGGGAAGGGGCAUCUCCAUGACGACCAAACCCCGCCCAUCAAUGGCACCCGGGAGGUGGAGUCACGGGGAACACGUGAGCUAAAACCAGGAAGGACUUGGCGGUACACGUCUGGUCGCACACACAACAGAAAAAGAAACACCGCAGUGCUUAUCCUUGUGUGGACUGCACCCUGUCCCUUUGUUUCCAUCUUCAUUAGGUUAUUUAUUUACCAACUCGGUGCCCUACGCUGUCUUGCAUUUUAUACAUUCAUUAGGCUGGAUGUUUACUGAAACACUUGAGGCUACGUGCUUUGCAUUACUUAAGAGCACAGCAGUGGUGCCUCUGGGAUUCAAACCUGCAAGCCCAGCCUCUACACUGCAGCUCUACUGCAGGCUCACAUCUGCACUCAGCCUUCAUUACAAAAUAAUGAUUUAUUACUUUUAUGUGGAAAAUGUUUAUUUUUUAUUUUUUCGUUUUAAUGUUGAGUUAUUUCAGUUUGUUUCAAAACUGAAUUGGCAAAGUGCAUCUUAACUCAGGUAAAAAGACACAAGAAGGAACCGUUCGUUCCAGAGUGUGUCGUGGUGUGCAUUGUGUGUGAGUCAGUCACAAUGUAUAUCCCUUCUGCAAAGACCCUGUAUUUAACCUGAGGGACCCUUCAAGUGCCAUAUGAGAACUCGCAAACUGACUUACAUUUUGCUUUGAACUGUAUGGGUCAAACACACUAAUUUACUAGAACAUGUUCAUAUGAGAUGAAAGCCUUGUAUCAUGUGCCCAGUUAUAAAUAUGAAAUAAGAGUAUUUUCUCUCUUUAACUGGCGUUUGGCAGCGUGUUUGUAGAGCUUCAGAUCUUCCCUCAGUUUCCAUAUUUCAGCACUUGAAACGCGGAAACUCCCAGUGCGUUUGGCUCCGGCUCCGUGCUGCUGAACCCUGUAAAGCCCUUUUUGCCAUGAGCAGCUGCUCGCUUGGUUCUGUAUUAUACCCGCUUCCAAAAGGCUGCGUCAGGCGCUCCAAAGGUUUUGCCUUUCAUGAGUCGUUUACCGCACCGUCCUGGCAGUUAUUGACAGGAGGUGGACUGGGCCAGGAUGUCUGCGCAAUGAGCAGAUUGCUAGCUGCAAGCCUCCCAUAUUGUGUUCGUCAUAAAGCAAUAUAUUUUGUCUGCCUUCCAGUGUUUUAAUUUGCCGGAGCGUGCCGAGAGUUCACGUCCCUGGUUGCUGGCUGGUUUUCCUUUUUCUUGUGUCGCUCUCAACUCUGUAGUGUUCAUUCGGUGCAUGGAUCCAACUGGGAUUUAUAGCAGUGCUAAAUGCGGUCAAGUCCACAGAAUGGCCAGGUGUGUGUGUGUGUGUGUGUGUGUGCGUGUGCGUGUGCGUGUGCGUGUGCGUGUG